Messenger RNA from Engraulis encrasicolus (European anchovy), 6650 nucleotides. It is a transcript of the gene fhip2a, whose product is annotated as FHF complex subunit HOOK interacting protein 2. The coding region runs from base 398 to 2623 and encodes 741 amino acids. The record is from RefSeq and is a predicted model, not a curated record. NCBI's taxonomy places the organism in Eukaryota, Metazoa, Chordata, Actinopteri, Clupeiformes, Engraulidae. The transcript has 17 exons.
UAAUGGAAGGAAACGAGGCGGAAUGUUCCGUCACACAGAUGAGUUACAUUUCGGAGAUGCGUGCGCACUCUCAGUGCCCAUGUGGACUAGGUUGUUCUAGUAGGCUAUGCAAAGUCUUCCUCGCGUUCUCCCUCUUGUGGACGCAAGGAAUUGUGAUUGGCCCUGGAAGUGCCACGGUGGCCUUACGGCGUUCGGUAUCGGGAUAGCCAGUUUAUCGUCGCUGAAUGUGUAAAUAAAUCGCGAAAGAGUGUCGAGACAAGUGAAAUAUAUGUCACUUAUUUUUCUCUGAAGGUCACUGUAUGAAGUCAACAAUCUGGAUCGCAGCGGCAACAACAGAAAGAAGAUAGAGGAAUUCUCUAAGUCUUCUCGUGAAAAAUUGAUCCAGUCAAAGAACAAAAUGUUCUCCAAAUUCACAUCUAUUCUCCAACAUGCAGUUGAGGCGCUUGCACCGUCACUGCCCUUGCAGGAAGAUUUUGUCUAUCAUUGGAAGGCAAUAACUCAUUACUACAUAGAAACUUCAGAUGACAAAGCCCCAGUUACAGACACAAAUAUCCCAUCCCACCUGGAACAGAUGCUGGACAUUCUGAUCCAGGAGGAAGGGGAGCAUGAGUCUGGUGAGACGGGGCCUUGCAUGGAGUAUCUACUGCACCACAAGAUACUGGAGACCCUCUACACUCUGGGCAAAGCGGAUUGUCCCCCAGGGAUGAAGCAGCAGGUGUUGUGCUUCUACACCAAACUGCUGGGCCGGAUCCGCCAGCCCCUCCUACCACACAUCAACGUGCACAGGCCUGUACAGAAACUUAUACGGCUUUGUGGAGAGGUGUUAGCCGCACCCACUGAAAAUGAGGAGAUCCAGUUCCUUUGCAUAGUCUGUGCGAAACUCAAACAGGACCCCUACCUUGUCAACUUCUUCCUAGAGAAUAAGGUCAAGCGGGCAGAGACGAAAGAAGCAGUGGCAGAGGGGGUGAAGGACGACCCGUCUGCCCCAGAUACGGGCCAAAACGCCCUGGGGGCCACAUCGCCCUCUAGCCCAGAGGAGCUGGCUGCAACGGCAGGCAGCUCAGCUGCACCCAAUAACAACAACAGCAACAGCAACUAUAACCUGGUCAGCUCGCUUCUCAACCUCACCAAGAGCCCGGACGGCCGCAUCGUAGUGAAGGCCUGCGAGGGCCUCAUGCUGCUCGUCAGCUUGCCGGAGCCGGCGGCCACCAAAUGCCUGACGGAGAGCACGGAGCUGUGCGAGCUGCUCACCAGCAGACUGGCCUCCUUCUACCAGGCACUGCCCCAGUCCAUGGACCCCCUGGACAUCGAGACAGUGGAGUCUGUCAACUGGGGUUUGGACGUAUAUAACGUUAAGGAGGAUGCUGCUGUCUUUGCCGGAAAGCGUGCACUCAUCUCGUUUCUCUCCUGGCUGGACUACUGUGACCAGCUCAUCAAAGAGGCCCAGAAGUCUGCGGCAGCUGCCCUUGCCAAAGCUGUGAGAGAGAGCUUCUUCGUCUCUGUCAUGGAGCCACAGCUGAUGCAAACCUCUGAGGUGGGCAUCCUGACGUCCACGGCGCUGCUGAGCAGGAUCAUCCGCGGGGUGAGCUCCGAGGCGCUGCUCCUGGAGACGGUCUUCUUUAUCCUGGGAGAGGACACGGCGCCCGAGACGCCAGCAGGGAUGGCUCUGGUCCCCCUCAGGCACCGGCUCAUAGAGCACUGCGACCACCUCUCAGACGAGAUCAGCAUCAUGACGCUACGGCUGUUUGAGCAGCUUCUGCAGAAGCCGAGCCAGCACAUCCUGCAUAGCCUGGUGCUGCGCGGCCUGGAGGAGCGCAACUACGCCGAGCACAAGCCCCAGGAGGAGCGUGAGCCCCUGGAGAACGGACAGCCACACGACUCUGUAGACCUGGAGGAGGACCCGUUGUUUUCAGAUCUCUCUCCAGAUAACCGUCUCUCCAAUCCUGAUUGGCUUAGCUGCUCGCCACCGCAGAAUUCCGAACAUGCAAAGGCUGAUGGGAAGACGGAGGUGCACAAGAUAGUGAACAGCUUCCUGUGUUUGGUCCCGGAUGAAGCAAAGUCAUCCUACCAGGUUGAGGGCACGGGCUAUGAUACCUACCUGAGAGAUGCCCACCGACAGUUCCGGGACUACUGCAGCGUGUGCCAGAAGUGGGACUGGAGGAGCCAGCCCAAGCCCUUUGAGAAGUGCAACCUGGACAGCCCCUUCUUCGAGGGCCACUUCCUCAAGGUCCUGUUUGACAGGAUGGGACGUAUCUUAGACCAGCCGUACGAUGUGAACCUCCAGGUGACGUCGGUGCUGUCUAAGCUGGCCCUGCUGCCCCACCCACACCUGCAUGAGUACCUGCUGGACCCGUACAUUAACCUGGCCCCCGCCUGCCGAUCUCUCUUCGCCGUCAUUGUCCGGGUUGUGGGAGACCUUAUGCUGCGGAUUCACCGCAUCCCAGACUUCACACCCAAACUCUUACUGGUCAGGAAGAGACUGCUGGGAAUGGAACCGGAGGGCUUGGCCAUCGACCACAUGACUCUGCUUGAGGGCGUCAUCGUACUGGAGGAGUUCUGCAAGGAGCUGGCGGCCAUCGCCUUCGUCAAGUUCCACGCCGCCGCCGCCUCCACCUCGCCGUGACACGCCGCAACACCACGCGACACGACAGCAGGGGUGGACAACAGCCGACAAAAACGGUGUUCAGACUCGAGGGGGAAGACGAUAGAACACUGAACUCCAGUCAAACCCCUCUUUUGAAUGACCACCACCACUGGACACCUACUCAUAUCAUAUCAGUCCCCUCACCACCAGGCUCUACCCCCAUCUCACCAGAGGAGAACCAGCCACUGUUGCAGGAAGCUGUCCUGAAUGAUGCUGCACCCGGAGGUAAAACAAAAAAAAAGACCAUUUGGACCGUAGAACGGUGCAGAACAUGGUGCACUGUAUUUCUCUCUCUCUCUCUUUCGCUCUCCUUUUCAACUCAUCACUCAGAAGAGCCAUGCAUUGUUCCAAAACACAGAGCACUGCAUUCCCUUGCCCCCCCCUCUCAUACUCUUCCUCAUUUAUCACGCAAAACCAUAUGGUAUUCCUCAGUAUUUGUUUUUUAAUUGUGUGUGCUGUUUAAGUUAUUUGGGUUCUCCGCAUCUACAUCAGUGACUUUAACAAACUGUUUAUUAUUUGGUGUGACUGGCUAAUACAAGCAUGGUCAUGUAGUAGAUUAUACGUUAAGGAACUUUAAGGGUUAGAGUUCCACAUUUUUGUUUGCCACAUUCGUUUAGCUGAAACAAGUGAAAUAGUUAAUAUAUACAUAUAUAUAUUCAUAAAUCUGACGGGAUUGUAACGUGGAAAAUGAUGGCCAAACAGAAAUGAUUUUUUUUAAAUUCAUGACGACUUCCUUUCUUAAUACCUUUUGAAAUGUACUUUUCUUAAGUUAGUGUGUCGCACCAAGUCAGCAUUUGUCCAUGUUUUAACGGAACAUGUGUUUUUAGACAACAAGUCUCAUGGAGCAGCACAUGAGCUACCUACACUUGAACUGGUUACACAGGUAAUCCUGUGGCAGUGUGUACAGACAGAACUGCUUGACUUCAUUCAUAUGAAAAGACUCCCUUUUCCGCUCCUGGAUAUCCAAGACAGUGUUUUAAAACCAUUUUAUGGUUUCUACUUCAUAUGUUUAUAUUUAUGUUUGUGUGUGUGUGUGUGUGUGUGCAUGUGUGCUAUGCGCCUUUUGAUUUGCUAGGUGUGUUUCUUAAAAGUUCAGACACGUUUUAUUUAUACAGAGGUGUUGGACAGUGAUUUGGAGGAUCUCUCCAUUUCAGCACUACAAUUGUAACCGCUAUUCACAUUCAGGGGCUCCCGUUCUUACAAGGCUGUGUUCCUAGGCUAAGCACCAGGGGGGGACAAAACCAUUAGAGAUCUCCUCCCGUCUAGUCCUUUCAGUUGAACUAGGAUCAGGUAAAUGAGUGAAUUGGUUGUAACGAAUAGGCCCUUUUUGAAAGCAUCUGACAAAAUUAAUUGGCGGCAAAACAAACCAAACAAAACGAAACAUGUAUACAUGUCUAUGGAGCAAACGGUCAUCUUAACCAUGGAACAACCGUUUUCUCUGAGAGUUUAAGGUUCAUUAACCAUUUUGAAUAAGGGUCUGUAUGUGGCAAGACUGCUACAAUCUCAACCCAAGAUGUCUGUCUCUUCUAAGCACAUCACAAUGAUGUGAUUACCUUGUUCCCCUUUUUAAAGUUGUCUCAUUUCAGAGGUUGCAUCCUUAAAAGACCUCGGUUGAUAGCCACUGGAUAGACUAGAGACUGCUGAGGCCUUUCAUGUACCCCAGUCACUGUAUAAAUGGAGCAGUGUUAUCAUACCGUGAUAAUACAUUUAGCCUGCAAAUGUUCAGCUUUGAGGGAUGCAUUUCCUGAAAUUACUAGGGUAUACCUCAAAACGGUUUCAUGCCACCUCAGCUGAUUCGUUCAGGCUAACUGUGUAGUCUUGUAGGUAACCAUCUCUCUCCUCCAUAGAAGUGGCUUUUUGACCCAAGCCAGAUUCAAUUUUGGCACUCUUUAUCAAAAGCUAACUUGCUUAAGCCUUUUAUUUAGUUCAGUAAAAUGUCUCAGUUUUUGUUAUGCAUCAUGUAUUUAACAAUGGUCUGUGGGAAUGCCAAGAAAGGCAUUUUUAUUGAAUUUGGGAAUGUGAGUUUUUGCACAUGCUAUUGAAUUCUUGUUUUUAGUUUGCCUGCCUACCAAGGUCCCGAGCAUGCUCACCCAGGGUCUUGGGGGUUUGAGCCACUGAAGACAUUGUCAUGUCCAUAGACAUUAAUGUAUCUAUGGUCUUGUCAACACGUCUCAGUAAUGAUGGCCUGAAAAGAUCUGAAUGUGUCUGUCCAUCUAUUGCUCAUUUUAAGAGCAAUACGUUCUUAACACACAAAUUCCUCUUCCACCUUUUAACGUGUUAUUUUGCCAGCUGUACCUCUGCUGUUAGAAACGGUAUAGGUGAAACCAUCAAGCUUAUAAUAGAAAAAGGAGAUGAUUUUCACUCUCCAUCUCAGAGCCCUAAAGUAACAUGACUUGAUUGCGUUGCCGUUUGUAUGCAAGGGUGAGACAUGUGGGACUGUGCCGCAAGUGUAUGAGAGUGAGUGUGUCUGUAAGGUAGAUAACUUGUAAGCAUGGUCGGUGCUUAGUUUUACUGGGUGGAGGACUCUCUAUUAAGGUCAGGUAUUAAAUAUAAAUUAUGGCUUGUUGCUGUUCAAGCAAGCUUUUGGGUUUUUUUUUGUCUUAGUAUUUUGAUUUACCCUUGCUCCUUUUAUGUCUCCUGCCUUAUAACCUAACUAAGCACACCAUGCUUGCAUUUACAAGGCUUAAGAAAAUUGCACAUUGUCAUUGUUCAUAUGUUCAAAGUGUAUAGUACAUUACCUUAAAUUUUAUUUUCUUCAUGAACCAAAAAAGAUGUACCAUUUAAGAGUGGCUGUCUGUGUGUGCGUGUGUUUGUCUUUUUUGUGAAAGAAAGAAAGAAAAAAAGAAAAAACAUUUUUUUAUUAAUCAUGCACAUUUUAUACCAAUGGACUUCUCAGAGCAUUCUUAACUUCUGUAUAUAAUGUUGUACAGUAGAAGUUGUGCUGUCUGGUGUAAGUUGCAUGCGCAUCCAUUUUGUUUGGGUGAGUUUCUAGGUAAAGCAAAGCAGCACCUCUCCCUCUCCAUCCAUUUGAGUAACUGACAUCUGCACUUUGUUUCUGAAUGGCCAUCGAGGACAUGACCAAUGCCUUACUUCAUAUGCAGUGGAGGAGGUGUGCGUAUGUGUGAGUGUGUGUGUGUGUGUGUGUGUGUGUGUGAGUGAGUGGGUGUGAGACGAUCUUUUUAAUGGAAAUAACAUCUCUACGGAGGUUGUUUACCCGCGUUCAUUCAAACCAGUCUCGCACCCGUGGUGUAAAUUUUUGACACCAUUUGACCAAGCAGCAUUUUUUGACACCAAGGGCAUACCUGUCGUGUUGCACGUCGAGUCGGCUAGAGCGAGCCCUUUCCCUAGUCAGUGACGUUAUGCUGAUGAGAGGGAUGCUGUCUGAGUCGGUCUCACAUCACUUUUUGACACCAAAGGCAUACCUGUGCCAUCAAAAAAUGCCAUCUCGUCAAAUGGUAUCAGAAAUUGACAGGUCAGGAUGAGACUGCAUAAUUAAUUUGGAUGUUCCAUCUCAAAAUAAGUUAUUCUCAACUGGUAGUGAACUUUGGUGUCCUUUUCUCUUUUAGUCAUCAUCAGUUUUGACCAACCACUGUUAAAAACAGAAUGGAAAUCUGGUAAGCAGUACACAUGAUGAUUGUGAUUGCUGUUUUCUAGUUCCUCUUGAGGGAGGACAUUGUCAGUCUUCUUUGGGGUGUAUCACUGCCACAUUUGACAUGAUUAUAUAAUGUAUGUUUUUAUUAACAGCAAAUAGAUUGCAUGUUAUACUUUUUUGGUUGCUCAAAAGUAGCAGGUCGUGGUAGGUCCACCUUGAGCAGACAUCAUUGGACAGAGACCAGUUCUUCAGGCAUAAGGAACACAUUGUCGAAGUUUCAUCUUGUCUGUUGAUAUGAAUAACAAAUCUGUAAAAUUUAAAGAUAAACCUCCACUUUUGUUUGUGAGAACCUUGGAAAAGAAAAUUUGCUUUCUUUAUCAGCUACCGUCCCAUUAAAAAGACUGCUUUCUUCAA